Molecule: messenger RNA, 637 nt
Organism: Aricia agestis (brown argus)
Lineage: Eukaryota; Metazoa; Arthropoda; Insecta; Lepidoptera; Lycaenidae
Gene: ND-B16.6
Product: NADH dehydrogenase [ubiquinone] 1 alpha subcomplex subunit 13
Exons: 3
Coding region: 52-513 (153 amino acids)
Source: RefSeq, a predicted model, not a curated record
UACUACUGUCAUAAGUCAUUUUCGUAUUUCAAUUGUCAAUAAAAAACGAAAAUGUCGGAGGCCUAUCAAUUGGCCAAAAAACAAGAUUUGCCUCCGCCAGGAGGCUACAAACCUAUUCCAUUUAAGAGGCUACCAGCUAAACAAUAUUUCAGUGGAUACACUUUAUUCGCAGCAUUCGUAGGCGUUACAUCCUUCGGUUUAUACUUGUACAGCAUAACAGCUAAGAAAAUCCUUAAACAUGACAUUGAAAUGCGCUCAGCAAAACUGGCAGUGUACCCGAUGUUAUUGGCGGAGCGCGAUCGUGAAUACUUGAAGCAGCUCCGCAGAAACCGCGAUGCGGAGGCUGAACUCAUGAAGGAUGUUCCUGGAUGGGAGGUGGGCACCUACUAUGGAGAGCCCGUGUACAAGAAUCUACCCAAAGACACCCUCGUGGAUCCCAUCUUCCAUGAAUACUAUGUUCACAGCUCUCCCUCCAACUGGUUUAAGAGGGCAUACGCUGCGCUGCGCUCUUAAUACUCCUCUGAGCUUAGUCCAGUCAGUACAGCUUUCUUGUUUCUGCUGAUUGGUUAGAAGUGAUUUUUAUGUUCUUAAAUUAAUUAAUAGUUAGUGCUGGACUCUUAAUAAAUUGUAAAUUAAU